AUGACCGAACAUACCCCCUCCGAGCCCAUUGCUAUCGUUGGAAGUGCAUGUCGAUUUCCAGGCAGUGCGGAUACUCCGUCGAAGCUUUGGGAGAUUCUUAGGGAGCCGCGAGAUCUCCUUCGGGAAGUCGAACCAGGUCGUCGUUUUGACCCAGAAACCUUCUAUAAUAGUGAUCCCGAGCACCACGGAACCACCAAUGUUCAAUCGUCUUAUUUUCUUGAUGAAGACGUUGCUGAAUUUGACAAUGGGUUUUUCAAUAUCCAGCCUGCUGAAAGCGAGGCAAUCGAUCCUCAGCAGCGCCUGCUGAUGGAAACUGUUUAUGACUCGCUGUGUGCGGCUGGCCAAACCAUUGACGGCCUCCGUGGAUCGUCUACUGCAGCAAUAGUCGGUCUUAUGGGAGACGAUUGGAGCGGUAUCAUGUACAAAGAUUGGGAGAAUCUUCCGCAGUACAGUGCCACUGGCAUGGGCCGUAGCAUCAUGUCCAAUCGGCUCUCUUAUUUUUUUGACUGGCACGGUCCAUCUAUUACCCUCGACACCGCUUGCUCUUCCAGUCUCGUUGCGGUUCACCUGGCUAUUCAAUCUUUGCGAAAUGGAGAAUCAAAAGUUGCAGUAGCCGCCGGAGCCAACCUUCUUCUCAGUCCCGCAAUGUAUAUCGCAGAGAGUAAUCUGCACAUGCUCUCACCUACUGGCCGAAGUAGAAUGUGGGACGAAGGGGUGGACGGGUAUGCUCGAGGAGAGGGCAUCGCCGCUGUUGUUCUCAAGCCUCUCAGUGCUGCUCUUAAAGAUGGCGACCAUAUUGAGAGCAUCAUUCGCGCUACAGGUCUCAAUCAGGAUGGUAAAACCCCCGGCCUAACCAUGCCCAGUGCUAGUGCACAGGCUACUCUCAUCCAAGAAACGUAUGCUCGUGCAGGCCUCGACCUCAGCAAGCCCGAGGAUCGGCCCCAUUUCUUCCAUGCACAUGGAACGGGUACACCUGCUGGUGAUCCUCAAGAAGCGGAAGCCAUCUCGCGAGCCUUUUUUCCGAAUGGCUCAGCUAACGAUGGCAAGCUCUACGUUGGCUCAAUCAAGACCAUCAUUGGACACACCGAAGGUACCGCUGGUCUUGCCAGCCUUAUGGCUUCUUCCCUGGCUCUUCAACAUGGCCUCAUUCCGCCAAACAUGCACUUUAACAAACUCAAUCCUAGGAUUGCACCUUUUUAUGGAGGGCUGGAAGUUCCAACAUCGGUGAAGGCAUGGCCCAAGCUACUUCCUGGUCAGCCAAGACGAGCGAGUGUCAACAGUUUCGGAUUUGGAGGAACUAAUGCCCAUGCGAUUAUUGAGUCCUAUGAGGCACCUGUUGUUAAUUCUUCGACCGGUCCUCUGUUCACCCCCUUGACAAUAUCCGCCGCUAGCGAAAAGUCACUACGUUCGCUGAUAUCAUCCUAUUCGGCAUACCUGAAAGAUAAUGUUGAUAUUUCUCUAAGAGACUUUGCUUAUACCCUGCAGGAACGGCGUUCUACCCUGGCUUACCGUGUCCCUAUUGCUGCUGCUUCAGUUGAGGAGGCGUGCAAAAAGAUGGAUUCCCUUCUCCAAAAUGAAGAUGCCCCCGAGCUCAAAGAAAAGCAUUUCGGUGUUCCAAAUUCACGAAUUUUAGGUGUUUUCACUGGUCAAGGUGCUCAAUGGCCACGCAUGGGCGCCCGUCUGAUUGAGCAAUCUCCAUUUGUGUCUAAGCGGCUUGAUGAGCUGGACACGGCUUUGGCGACAUUGCCGCCAGGCGAUCGACCCAGUUGGUCCUUGCGUGAACAGUUGCUUGCACAUUCAGAUGUCUCGCGGACUGCCGAGGCUGCAGUCUCGCAACCUUUAUGUACGGCUGUGCAAAUAUUAUUGGUCGACCUGCUUCGACUAGCUGGUAUUCAGCUCAAUGCGGUCAUUGGUCACUCCUCUGGUGAAAUUGGAGCUGCAUACGCGUCGGGCUUGCUGACAGCAGAAAAUGCAAUCCGCGUUGCAUUCUACCGUGGGCUUUAUGCCAAGCUUGCCAAAUCCCCUAAUGGUGCGAAAGGGGCAAUGAUGGCUGUAGGUACAUCUUUUGAGGACGCAAGAGAAUUUUGUCAAUUGGAGGACUUUGAAGGCAGACUUAAUGUUGCUGCCCGCAACUCUUCCUCUAGUAUCACGCUUUCUGGAGACGAGGAUGCCAUUGCGGAGGCCGUUGAGAUCUUCACGGAUGAAGGAAAGUUCGCUCGUCAACUCAAGGUUGACACUGCCUACCACUCUCAACAUAUGCUUCCUUGUGUCGCUCCCUAUCUGGCAGCCAUGAGUGCUAUCGCCGACCCUCCAAAUGACAUUGAAGGCAUGCCGACAUGGUAUUCAAGUGUUCAUAACGAGCAGGUCAUGUCAGUCGAUAAUCUUGACUCACAAUAUUGGAUCGACAAUAUGACAAGCGCUGUUCUAUUUGCACCCGCUGCGACAACUGCCAUCAGCCAGGGUGGCCCUUAUGACUUGGUGGUGGAAAUUGGGCCUCAUCCAGCGCUUAAAGGUCCAUGCUUAGAUACCCUUGAAGAAGUGACGGGUGAUCGCAUUCCGUACUCUGGAGUCCUUUCGCGAGGAAAGGAUGAUGUUAUUGAGCUAUCGGCUGCCCUUGGAUUCAUCUGGUCUUGUCUUGGAGCUGGUCGAGUCUCUUUCGAGAAGUUUGAGCGGGCUGUCUCUGAGGAUCCGUCUCCUAGACAUAUGGUUCCAAAUCUCCCCAAGUAUCCAUUUGAUCAUUCAAAAUCAUUUUGGACUAUGUCGCGCGUUUCUGGUGCCCACACUACUUCUGCCUUUGGUGCCCCUCAUCCCAUUCUCGGCAGGCGCCAAGUUGACCGUGAGACUUCAAACGACAUUCAAUGGCGCAACAUUCUCCGGCCUAAAGAGGUACCAUGGCUGAAGGGCCAUAAGAUCCAAGGCCAGAUUGUCUUCCCUGCUGCAGGGUUUGUGGCCAUGACUAUUGAGGCCAUGAAUAUCGUCGCUACUAAAUCGAAGAUUGCUUUGUUCACGAUCAAAAAUCUUUUUAUUGGGCGCGCAAUUGCCUUUGACGAUGAGAACUCAAAUGUCGAGGUUCUUUUCACUGUCAAAAUCAAGAGUUCAGGGCAAAAUAGUAUCGAGGCCAGUUUCUCAUGCUACUCCGGCUCCCCUCAUGAAACUGGGGUUCCCAUGGGACUCAACGCUGAAGGUUCCGUCGAAGUGGUUUUGGGCGAGCCAGAUGCAGAUACCCUUCCCUCUGUUCAAACGGAAGAUUGGAAUAUGAUCGAUGUUGAGGUUGAUCGUUUUUACAGUCAGUUCCAGAGCCUCGAGUACGGCUACACAGCGCCCUUUCAAGGCAUGCGCUCAAUCAAACGCAAAAAUGGCUAUGCAACCGGUACCAUCAAGGAUGAAUCUGGAUCAGACUGGGAGGACCAACUCUUGAUUCACCCAGGAAUGCUAGACACGGCGCUCCAGGCCUCUUCCGCCGCCUUUUGCUGCCCAGGUGAUGGGCGCAUGUGGGGUUUGUAUAUUCCAGCUGGCAUCCAGUGCAUUACCAUCAACCCCUAUUUCACUUCCUACGCCACCGAAAAGCAGGAGGUGAACCCUUGGGAAGCUGUUGUCAGAAGCUUCAAAAACGCCCAUAGCACUGUUGAUAUCACACUCUUCUCUGAUGACCAUGCCCAUACCUUCGUUCAGAUAGAAGGCCUGGAGCUGAUGCCUUUCACGGCAGCAAGGCCGGAGAACGAUACAGUACUGUUCUCGCGGUUUGACUACAAAAUUGAUCGUCCUAACGGCAAUCUGGCCGCUCCUCUUGAUGAUGGGCUCUCACCAGAGGAUAUCGAAAAUGCUAUCAAGGCAGAGCGGGUCUCCUUCUACUACCUGCGCCGUCUAGUCGAGACUAUCACUCCAGAGGAGAGGGCCAGCACUCUACCACACUACCAGCGGCUGCUUGAUUGGGCCACCCGUGCUGUGAACACUGUCAAAAACGGAAAGAAUCCGUUUGUUCCUUCAAGUUAUGAGACCGACACUGAGGAACAAAUCAGUGCUAUCCUAGACAGGUACCGCGACCGGGUUGAUGUUCGUAUGCUCGAAUCAGUAGGCAAAAAUCUUCCGGAAGUCAUUCGGACAGGGUCUGGAAUUCUUGAACACAUGACACAGGACGGUCUAUUCGAUUUCUAUGACGAAGGUUUAGGUCUCGAUAUCGCUAAUCGCCAUUUCGCACGUAUGGCGGCCCAGGUAUCCCAUAGAUACCCUCACAUGAAGGUAUUUGAAAUUGGCGCUGGAACUGGUGGGUCGACAAGACAUAUUCUCCCUACUCUUGGCUCUGCGUUCUCCACAUACACCUAUACGGAUAUUUCGAGUGGAUUUUUCGAAGCAGCCGAAGAUCGAUUCAGAGACCAUUCCAGCCGCAUGAGCUUCAAGGUUUUUGACAUGGAGAAACAACCGGAAUCCCAGGGCUUUGUCGAAGGCUCCUAUGACCUGAUCCUGGCUUCCAAUGUUCUCCAUGCAACCGGCACACUAGAAGAAGUGAUGACCAAUGUCCGUCGACUACUCAAGCCUGGUGGAUAUCUCAUUGCUUUAGAACUCACAAGCAAUGACACUCUCCGUGUGGGUCUUCCCAUGGGGAGCUUGCCUGGAUGGUGGGUUGGUUACGACACUGGUCGGCCUUGGGGACCAACUUUGACUCUUCCACAGUGGGAUUCUCUGCUUCGAAAAUGUGGGUUUGGGGGGAUCGAGACAAGCACACCAUUGUUUCACAAACUCCAUCCUUCUUCUGUUUUUGCAGCACAGGCCGUGGAUGAUCGCAUCGAUUUGCUUCGGAACCCAUUUUUGUCCAUCACUGCUCUCCCUCCAACCGACGCACCCCGUCUCAUCAUUGUCGGCGGUGAAACACUCGCCGCUCACCGUCUAGCAGAGCGCCUUGAAUCUCAUCUUUCUCAUAGAUUCAACUAUAUUGAACGCGUUGAUUCUUUUGAGAGCCUUGAUGAGAAUAUCCUACUGCAGGGGAGCACGGUACUCUCAAUUGCUGAACUCGACGAGCCGAUAUUCAAGAAUAUCACCCCCGAAAAGCUUCAGGCUCUUCAAACACUGUGGCGUGAAGGAGGUAAUGUCUUAUGGGUCACUCGAGGCGCUAGAUCUGACGAGCCAUACUCCUUCAUGACUCAUGGACUUGGGCGUGUUGUAAAAUUCGAAUACCCCAACAUUUCGCUUGAGGUUUUCGACCUGGACAUAAUUGAUGAGAGAUCUGCUCAGUUAAUUGCCGAGGAGUUGCUUCGUCUUGAAGUCCUCAAGAAAUGGGAGAGAGCGGCCGUCCCUGGUGAGGAACUGCUCUGGUCCAUCGAGCCAGAGGUAUAUAUUGAAGAUGGUGUUCGCAUCAUUCCUCGCCUCUACGAGUUUGAACAGGCAAACGAUCGCUACAACACCUCACGUCGUGCUGUUACAACAUCCGUCAAUCCUCAAAAGACCCCAGUAUCAAUUACCAGCAACGGCACGACGUGCGAAGUGCACUAUCCGUCUCCUCUUCGUCAACCCAGCCCACCUCCGGCAUUUGGCUUGACAAGGGAUCUCCAGAUUUCACACUUCUUGUUGCAAAGCAUCAAUGUUGCAUCUGUCGGCAAGCUAUCUUUGUGCUUUGGAAUUGAUAAGGGUAGCAACGAAAAGGUUUUGGCUCUGGCUCAUUCCAGAGAGUCACGUAUCGAAGUGUUGACGGAUUGGACCGUGCCUCUUGGUAGUGGUGAUGAUCCUGUCAAAGCUCUAGUAUCUGUUGCUGCUCGGAUGACUGCUUCUAAUAUUCUCAACCUGGCGGGCGAAGGCAAUAACAUUGUGAUUCAUGAGCCAGAUGAGGUCGUUGCUUAUGCCCUAUCUUCACAGUCGUCGCAUAAGUCAAUCCACGUGACGUUCACGACUUCGCUGAAAGAAAAAGCCAGAACAGAUAGUACUUGGUGCUACAUUCAUGAAAACGCCCCUCGACGGCUCAUUGAGAGAGCACUGCCUGCUUCUACCUCUGUGUUUGUCAACCUAUCUCAAGCGCCCGAAUCGUCAAUAUCCGGCCAGCUGGUUGCCCGUUGUCUACCUCGAUCAUGCGCCAUUUACAGUUCUCAGGAUUUCUUUGGCACGGGUCCCAUGAUCAAUAAUGUGAAUUCUUUUGCUGAAGUCCCCAAGGCCAUCAAGGAGGCGUCGGCCUCAGUAUUUGACAUUUCAAUCUAUAGCCCUACGAUCAUUCAGCUCCAAGAAAUGUCGGGUUUAACGGUUCUUGAAGCGCCUUUUACGGUCGUUGAUUGCUUCACUUCAGGUGCUUUGGCCAAAGUUCAGGCCAUUGACGAGGGGACUAUCUUCCGAAGUGACAAGACCUAUCUCAUGAUCGGUAUGUCAGGUCAAGUUGGCCAGUCAUUGUGUCAAUGGAUGGUUGAGCGCGGCGCCAAGCAUGUCGUUCUGACCAGUCGUCGACCGAACGUUCAUCCCCAGUUUAUCAAAACAGUCGAGGCAAUGGGUGCCACCGUCAAAGUUCUACCACUUGACAUCACAAGCAAAAGCUCCUUACUCAAGUGCUACGAGGAAAUUUCGACAACAAUGCCUCCAGUUGCAGGUGUUGCGCAGGGAGCUAUGGUACUGGAAGACUCUUUGUUUGACAGAAUGUCUUUCGAGACGCUCACCAAGGUUCUCAAUCCAAAAGUCAUUGGCACCCAGCUAUUAGACGAACUUUUCCACGAUACUCCAUUGGAAUUUUUCAUUGUAUUCUCGUCAUUGACGGCAGUCGUCGGCAACAGUGGACAGAGCAACUACAUUGCAGCCAACAUGUUCAUGACUGCUCUGGCGUCUCAGCGCAAAAAGCGUGGAGUGGCUGGUUCCACUAUCGCAAUCAGCUCCGUCAUGGGGAUUGGUUACGUGGAGCGUUCAGACGACUUUACUGGUGACUAUUUUGCGAAACUUGGAUACCGGAACAUCUCUGAGCAGGAUUUGCAGCAGCUUUUUGCUGAAGCUAUCCUAGUGGGCAAGCCGGGAUGCUCUAGUAGUUCGGAAGUUGUCACGGGUCUUCAACCUAUAUUUGCUGACGCCCAUGUAAAGGCACAGUUUCGAGACGAUAUCAAAUUCAAUCACUUUGUCAAAGAGCGAUCCGGAACUCAGAACUACGGUGGAAAGCUCUCUGCUGUGCCUUUGAGAAUUAAGUUGACCGAGACUCAGACCAAGGCUGAAGCCAUCGAUAUCAUCAAAGAUUCAUUUGUCGUACGGCUCAAGCGAACCUUGAUGGUUUCCCAGGAUGAGGUUAUCAAUGAGAAAGCUUCUCUUGUGGAGCAAGGAAUUGACUCCCUCAUGGCCGUGGAGGUCCGCACAUGGUUUCUUAAAGAGCUUGAGGUUGACAUCCCGGUGCUCAAGAUACUUGGUGGCGCUUCUAUCACGGACCUUCUUACUGAAGCUCUGGAGCGUGUUCCUACAUCCGUCGUGGAUUUGAAUGCUCUUGCCAGUGGCACUGGGAAAGACACAAAGCCUGGCGCAAACACCAAGAUUCCAGCUUUUUCGCCCGCCACUCCAGUCGAGCUAGCGGCGUCUAGCGUUGCUUCUUUAGAAGAUAUCCUAACACCGUCCGAUAGCCCUCCUCAAUUUGCCACUCAGCUUCAUACGCCGAUGACUGAAAUCGAUGCGCCAAUCCAUGCAGUUCCCGCUAAUGAUGUCGAUAACUUGAAACUCAACGUUUCAAACGACAACGCUUCAAUGCCGAUCAACCCCGUUGUUGAGGCUGUCUCGAGAACAGGGCAUGCAGUAAAUGGCAAGGCCAAGGUUCAGGGAGCUAUUCCAGACCUCAGUCGUUUGAUCGACAAAGAAGAAUCUUGUGCCAUGUCAUAUGGUCAAGCGAGGUUCUGGUUUUUAAAUGACUACCUCGAGGACAAAACAAGUUUCAACAUGACUGUCAUGUUCAAGCUUACUGGGAAAAUGAAUGUUCCUCAACUCGAAAAAGCCGUUCGAGUGCUAGGGCAACGCCACGAGGCACUUCGGACUCGAUACUUUUGGUCAGGGACAGGAGAAAAUCGGGUCCCAAAGCAGGGGAUACUACCUGAGUCUCCUAUUCGUCUAAUUCACAAACAUCUUGAGUCGGAAGCUGAUGCGUAUGAAGAGUUACGAAAGAUGCAUGGGUACAUCUGGGACUUGAAUUCCUGGGAGGCCGCCAAGAUCCACCUCCUCAGCGUCAAUGAGAAUCUGCACUUCCUGCUUGUAAGUGGUCAUCAUAUCUCUUGGGAUGGCUACAGUUUCACUGUCCUUUUCGUCGAUCUCGAAGCGGCAUACACCGGGAAGGCACUGCCACCUCUAGGUCCGGAAAGUCAAUACCGCGCGUUUUCCCGAUGGCAACGCGACACGUACGAAAUGGGAACAAUGCAAAAGACAAUCGAAGAGUUCCGAGGAAUCAUCAAUCCCAAUACACCCCCUGUGCCUCCAUUCCCCUUCGCCAAAUCCCAAACUCGGCCAGUCUUGGAUCGCUUCCUUCAACACGAAGCAAAGGCAACCCUUGAAGCACCACUAGUGGCAAAGCUCAAGCAGAUCGCGCGAAAAAACAGAGCCACUAUGUUUCACCUUUACCUUGCCGCUCUCCAAGGCUUGGUCCUCCGCCUCCUCCCUGAAGUCGACGAAUUCUUCGUCGGAAUUGCAGAUGCAAAUCGCAUUGAUAAGAGGUUUAUGGGAAGUCUUGGUUUCUUUUUGAACCUUCUUCCUAUACUAUUUACCCGAAAUCAGAGCGCUAAGAUCAGCGAUCUUAUCAAGGACUCUCGUGACAAAGCAUAUGGGGCGUUACAGCGAUCUCAUGUCCCAUGGAAUGUGAUCCUCAAAGAACUGAAGAUUCCGCGUAACAACAUACAUGCCCCUAUCUACCAACUGUUCGUGGACUAUCGCCAGGUAUAUCAGGAUAGGUCUGUGUGGGGUGGAUGCAAGUUGAGUGAUGAGUCCUGGCUGAAUGCACGGAACGGUUACGAUCUCACCCUUGGGAUCACUGAUAACCCUAACGGCGAAUCCUGGCUUUCUAUCCGCUUGACAGCAAAUAUGUACACAAAAGCUAGCACAGAUCUACUGAUGGAAUCCUUUGUCAAUGUUCUGCGAACUUUCGCUGAAGGCGUGGACCUCGAAGCCAGCGCACUUCCGGCCUACGCCCCCGAAGAUAUUGAGGCGGGUCUUCGAAUUGGAAAGGGACCGCAAAUGGAACUUCAAUGGCCUAUCACAAUCUCCCACCGCAUUGACCAGAUGAUUGAGCGACAUGCAUCUGAGCCAGCAUUGAAAGAUGGACUGGGAAACACCCUCACGUACAAGCAAAUGGGAGACCGAGUCAAUGCCAUUGUUUCAGCCCUUGUUGCCGCCGGUGCAAAGCAAGGCGCUCCUAUCGGGGUUUUCCAAGACCCAUCCCCCGAUUGGAUGUGCUCCAUGCUGGCCGCUUUCCGAGUUGGAGGAAUUUAUGUGCCUUUGGAUCCGCGCAAUUCAUUGUCUAGACUCUCCAGGAUCGUGGAAAAUGUGCAGCCUCACAUCCUUCUGACUGAUCGCAACAUGACAGAUAAGGUUAAAUCAAUUGGUUGCGUCGAUGGGGUCGAAAUCAUGGUCUCGGAUCUUCCAGCUUCAACCUCGACGACACCAUUGCCAAAUCAAGCAAGACCCGAGUCGACAGCAGUCAUUCUCUUUACCAGUGGUACUACAGGAAAGCCCAAGGGAAUCCGAUUAACUCACAGCAAUUUGCGAUCGGAGAGUGAAGGAUAUUCGCGGUUUUGCAAUAUCCCUGCCCUGGCAAAGGUGGUACUUCAGCAGACCAUCUUUAGUUUUGAUGUUUCGUUGGACCAAAUUUUCGCCGCUCUUGCUGACGGUGGCUGUCUUCUUGUCGUCCCGGCUGAGAAGAGAGGUGAUCCGCAAUCUAUCACUAAGUUGAUGGCAGAGCACGAAGUGACAUACACGGUGGCUACUCCAUCUGAGUAUGAGAUGUGGUUCCGAUACGCGCGUGAAAACCUGUCAAACUGCAGGUCCUGGCAAGCUGCAUUUGGUGGGGGUGAACAUCUUCAUCGCGGUCUUAUCCAGGAGUUUGCCGAACUAGCGCUUGAGCUACCCAGUUUGCGGCUCUUCAACAACUACGGCCCCACCGAAGCCACACUCGCCAUCACGAAGGGCGAGAUCAAACACAGUGACCCUGAUCUGGAGGACCAUGUCCCAGCUGGCUUCAUCCUACCAAAUUACACCGUCGCUAUUCUCGACGACAGUCUCCGGCCGGUGCCCGUGGGCGUGGCUGGAGAGAUCUGCGCAGGCGGUCCAGGCAUCGCCGAUGGAUAUCUAGGACUCGAGGAGAUGACAAAGGAGAAGUUUAUCCCUGGCGCAUCCAUUCAUCCUUCAGCAAGUGGUACCUGGUACCGUACUGGAGAUCGAGGCUGUCUCCGGGAGAAUGGUGCAGUUUACUGGCUGGGCCGCAUUACAGGUGACAGCCAGGUGAAAAUCCGAGGCUUCCGGAUUGAAGUCCAAGAAGUCGAAACAGUUCUCCUAGAGGCGGCGAAUGGCGCCCUCACGCAUGCUGUUGUCACCUUAAGAGGAGAAGGAGAGCAGAAGUUUCUGGCUUCUCACGUCGUCUUCGCGCCCGACUACCCGCAACAUCGUCGCGCAGGUCUCAUCCAACAUCUUGAAUCCAGACUGCCGCUGCCUACCUACAUGCAGCCCGCGGUGGUUGUUCCGAUUGCCAAUAUUCCAGUUACCGGCAACCUGAAAUUCGAUCGCAAGGCCAUUCAGGCUAUGCCGCUACCUGAGGGGUCGGAAGACAACGGUCUAGCUAUGGAAAUGGAGAAGACUUUAGCCGACCUGUGGCGCCGAGUCAUUCCAAACAACAUUCGAGAGCUUACUCCAGGGACCAACUUCUUCGAUGUGGGCGGUACUUCUAUUCUGCUCGUGAAGCUGCAGGCUCUUGUCAAACAGGAGCUUAACUCGGCGCCUCUUCUGGUCGAUCUCAUGAACUUCAGUAGUCUGGGAGGCAUGACGAAAAUUGUGAAGUCCUUUGCAGGCACUCACGUUAUUGACUGGGAAACCGAAACCGCUGUAUCAGAGCCGUUGAGCCUCAUUGCGAAGAACAGGAUCCCAGCCAAGCAAAAGAAGACCACCGACCUCACUGUGGUCUUGGCUGGACCGACUGGAUAUGUAGGCCGCAAACUGCUCCAGCGUCUCAUUGAUACCCCACAGGUGAGCGAGAUCAAGUGCUUGGUUCGUGAUGAGCAGGCUGCAUCUGCAUCUCUGGUAUCAAGCCCAAAGAUCAAGUUCAUCCGAACCGACUUGUCUCAGCCAAAUUUUGGUCUGUCUCCUGCCGGGUUUGCUGCUCUAGCCGAAAAGUUAGAUGUUGCUAUCCACUGUGCCGCCAAUCGUUCCUUCUUUGACAGCUAUGAGACCCUGCGUCCCGUUAAUGUUGAUUCUGUUAAGGAGCUUGCCCGAGUCGCCAUGAUCAACAAUGCACCCCUUCACCUCUUCUCGUCGGGAUCCGUCCAGAUCUACGACGGCGCAGCCCCGCCCACAGAUGGAAGCGAUGGAUAUGUGGCCAGCAAAUGGGUGGCUGAAACAUUCCUCCGUAAAGCCGCGCGCCUCGGUUUGCAGGUCUAUAUCCAUCGGCCACUCGCAAUCCCAGCUGGAAAAGCCCCUGGUGGAAUCUCAUCCCAGGAUAUCCUGAUCGAGCUGAUUAGCAUUAUACAAAAUCUUGGAGUAAGGCCCGAUUUCUCUGUCAUCAGUGGCUACUUGGAUUUUGCACCUGUCGAUGAAGUGGUCGGGGAUGUUGUCAUGACUAUUACAAGCGCGAGCAGUGAACCUGGCAGCGUCCAAGUCACCAAACAUGCUGGGCAACUGCGGGUUCAUAUCAAGGAUUUUGCCGAUUUUGUGGAAGAAGAUAAUCGACUGAAGGCAUUGCCAACCAAAAACCCGUUGUUCUGGUUUGCGGAUGCGAAGAGAUCAGGUUUUAGCUAUUUGAUGACUUCGCACCACCUGGUGAUGAGCUCGAAAGAUGGCAAGUUGGUCACGAGACGUUGA
This is a messenger RNA of Penicillium longicatenatum, 11988 nucleotides long. Its product is annotated as equisetin synthetase. Gene Ontology annotation, biological process: fatty acid biosynthetic process; secondary metabolite biosynthetic process. Gene Ontology annotation, molecular function: 3-oxoacyl-[acyl-carrier-protein] synthase activity; fatty acid synthase activity; phosphopantetheine binding. The transcript is spliced from 8 exons. The coding region runs from base 1 to 11988 and encodes 3995 amino acids. NCBI's taxonomy places the organism in Eukaryota, Fungi, Ascomycota, Eurotiomycetes, Eurotiales, Aspergillaceae. The record is from RefSeq and is a predicted model, not a curated record.